AUGAGAGAAAAACCCAUUUACAUCAAUGGUUUUCACAAGGCUGAAUCAAGUUCCCUGUGGAAAUGGAAGGGAAUCGAUUUCCAAACCAGCAAGUCCGAGAACAAGCUCUAUGCCGUGCCUGAAUUCUUCUACGAAAGCGGCCGGAGGACAGAGGAGGCCGUCUUGGGUCCCGGUGUCGGCGCCGGAAUCGGCUGCGGCGUCGGCCUGGGGCUGGGAGUAGUGGGCGGAGCGGGGCUCGGCGGGUGGGGGUGGAACCAUCUGAGUAUGGUGUUUGGGAUUGGAAUUGGAUGCGGCGUAGGUGUUGGAGUCGGGUACGGGCAGGGCGUUGGGGGUGGGUUCAGCUUAGAGUCUCUCAGAUCUCAUCUCUUCAACCCCAAACCCAAAUCUAAGAAGAAGCGGGUCAAGGUUCAGAUCUGA
Messenger RNA from Sesamum indicum (sesame), 417 nucleotides. The record is from RefSeq and is a predicted model, not a curated record. Lineage: Eukaryota; Viridiplantae; Streptophyta; Magnoliopsida; Lamiales; Pedaliaceae.